AUGGAUGGUGGGUUUGAGGACCUUGAACUACGAGAGGCACAGAGAGAAUACCUAGAUUUUCUUGAUGAUGAUCAAGACCAGGGUGUGUAUCAUGAGAAGGUCAGAAACAUGGUGACUGAGGGUCAGUGUCGUCUGAUCAUUAACAUUAAUGACCUGCGGCGAAAAAAUGAAAAACGAGCCAAAGAACUUCUGAAAAAUGCCUUCGGUGAACUGGUUGCCUUCCAGAGAGCGCUAAAGGACCUGGUGGCCUCAAUUGAUGCAACUUAUGCCAAACAAUUUGAUGAGUUCCAUGUGGGAUUUGAGGGAAGCUUUGGGAAUAAGCACGUGUCCCCUCGUACUCUUAGUGCUCGGUUUCUGGGCAACCUUGUAUGUGUGGAGGGUAUCGUGACCAAAUGUUCACUGGUCAGGCCAAAGAUCAUGCGUAGUGUUCAUUACUGCCCGGCUACUAAGAAAACACUGGAAAGGAAAUACACCGAUCUGACUUCCCUUGAUGCAUUUCCAUCUAGUGCAAUCUACCCCACCAAGGAUGAAGAGAAUAAUCCACUGGAAACAGAGUUUGGAUUGUGCUGCUACAAGGAUCACCAAACGUUAACAGUCCAGGAGAUGCCAGAGAAAGCUCCAGCUGGUCAGCUGCCUCGAUCGGUCGACAUCAUUGCUGAUGAUGACCUUGUGGAUAAGGUUAAGCCAGGAGACCGUGUGCAGUUAGUUGGUGUGUACCGCUGUUUACCUGCCAAACAAGGCGGGUUCACUUCAGGAACCUUCAGAACUAUUCUGUUGACCAAUAAUGUGAAACUAAUGAGCAAAGAAAUCGUUCCGACUUUUUCUGCCGAUGACGUUGCCAAGAUUAAAAAAUUCUGCAAAACUCACUCCAAAGACGUGUUUGAGCACCUAAGUCGGUCACUAGCUCCCAGCAUCCAUGGUCAUGAGUACAUUAAGAAGGCUAUCCUGUGCCUGCUGCUGGGAGGCAAUGAGACCAACCUGGAGAAUGGCACUCGCAUCAGAGGCGACAUCAAUAUCCUGCUUAUAGGUGAUCCAUCAGUGGCCAAAUCUCAGUUGCUGAGGUAUGUCCUGUUUACAGCCCCAAGGGCCAUUCCCACCACCGGACGAGGCUCGUCUGGAGUGGGUCUAACUGCUGCAGUUACCACAGAUCAGGAAACAGGUGAACGGCGAUUAGAGGCAGGAGCCAUGGUCCUUGCUGACAGAGGGGUUGUGUGUAUUGAUGAGUUCGACAAGAUGUCAGACAUGGAUCGCACAGCCAUUCACGAGGUGAUGGAGCAGGGCAGAGUUACGAUCGCUAAAGCUGGAAUUCAGGCUAGGCUGAAUGCACGCUGUAGUGUGUUGGCUGCUGCCAACCCAGUUUAUGGAAGGUAUGACCAGUAUAAAACCCCUAUGGAGAACAUUGGGCUGCAGGAUUCCCUUCUCUCCAGGUUCGACCUACUCUUCAUCGUUCUAGAUCAGAUGGAUUCGGAGAGUGACCGGGAGAUUUCGGAGCAUGUGUUGCGCAUGCACAGAUACCGACCCCCAGGGGAGCAGGAGGGAGCAGCAAUGCCAUUGGGAAGUACAUUGGAUGUGUUCGCCACAGAGGACCCAAACAUCACCGAGGCAGCAGAACAGGAACUGCAGAUCUAUGAGAAAAAGGACAAUGUCCUGCAUGGCCACCGGAAGAAAAAGGACAAGGUGGUUACCAUGGAGUUCAUCAGAAAAUACAUUCAUGUGGCUAAGCUGGUAAAACCGGUUCUGACUCAGGAAGCUUCAGACUACAUAGCAGAGGAGUAUGCCAAACUCAGAAGCCAUGAUCAGGUCAACAGUGAACUUGCACGGACAAUGCCCGUGACUGCCCGUGCCCUGGAGACCAUGAUCAGAUUAGCCACAGCACAUGCAAAAGCUCGUAUGAGCAAAACCAUCGACUUGGGAGAUGCAGAGACUGCUCUGGAGCUUAUGCAGUUUGCGUACUUCAAAAAGAUCCUAGAGAAAACCAAGAAGAGGAAAGUCCCAGAAGACAAUGGCGAAGCGGAGCUUGAUGAUACACUGAGCCAGGAAACGCCAAGCCAAAGAAGUGUCAGAAAACGUUCUCGUGUCUCUAAAGAUGAUGCAGAUUCAAUGAUGGCAGAUGAAGACUCUGACCCUUAUGACUUUACAGAAGAUGAAAACACUCAGCCUAGCCAGAAAAGCAAGCCAGCAUCUCAGAAAAGCAGCCAGAAGAAGACGGCUGACACUGGUCAGGACAGAAUGAAGGUUUUCAAAGCAGCCCUGCUGAAAGCAUUCGAAGUGACGAGGUCUCAGUCUGUAGCCAUUCCUGAACUUCUCACCCAUAUUAACAAAGGCCAAUCUGAGGAGUUUGACCAGAAGGAGGUGAAUGCACUGCUGGACCGUAUGCAGGAUGAUAACCAGGUCAUGGUGUCGGAGGAUGUGGUGUUUCUUAUCUAAUGCAACAAUCAUUGGAUAUUGAAUUAUAUUGUAAUAUAAUUUGUCAAAAAUUGUUAUACAGCAACUAAUAAAUAACU
This is a messenger RNA of Trichomycterus rosablanca, 2504 nucleotides long. RefSeq names its product MCM3 minichromosome maintenance deficient 3 (S. cerevisiae), like (gene mcm3l). Gene Ontology annotation, molecular function: single-stranded DNA binding; ATP hydrolysis activity; ATP binding. Gene Ontology annotation, cellular component: MCM complex; nucleus. Lineage: Eukaryota; Metazoa; Chordata; Actinopteri; Siluriformes; Trichomycteridae. The transcript has 17 exons. The record is from RefSeq and is a predicted model, not a curated record. Bases 1 to 2427 code for a protein of 808 amino acids. Gene Ontology annotation, biological process: DNA replication; double-strand break repair via break-induced replication; DNA strand elongation involved in DNA replication.